GCCGUGCAGGUCUCCUGCUGCUCACUCUGGCGUCCUGAAACACCAUUUGCAAUUUAAAGCUGCAAAAGGAGAUCUGACUCCAACAAGUUAGCAUGAAGCCCCAUUGCGUGAGCCAGGCCACUCUGCUUCUCCUGCUGCUGGCCGGCUGUGGCAGCGCGCUCCAGACCUCUGCCAUCGACCUGCGCACCUUCGUCGGCUGCGCUGUGCGCGAGUUCACCUUCCUGGCCAAGAAACCCGGCUGCAGGGGGCUGCGGGUGACGACGGACGCGUGCUGGGGACGCUGCGAGACCUGGGAGAAGCCAGUGCUGGAACCGCCUUACAUCGAGUCUUACCACCGUGUUUGCACCUACAAUGAGACCAAGAUGAUGACAGUGAAGCUGCCCAAGUGUGCCCCAGACGUGGAUCCUUUCUACACCUACCCGGUGGCCAUCCGUUGUGACUGCGACAUCUGCUCCACUACGACGACCGAAUGCGAGACUGCCUGA
Molecule: messenger RNA, 485 nt
Organism: Grus americana (Whooping crane)
Lineage: Eukaryota; Metazoa; Chordata; Aves; Gruiformes; Gruidae
Gene: GPHB5
Product: glycoprotein hormone subunit beta 5
Exons: 3
Coding region: 93-485 (130 amino acids)
Biological process (GO): regulation of thyroid hormone receptor signaling pathway; G protein-coupled receptor signaling pathway
Cellular component (GO): cytoplasm; extracellular region
Molecular function (GO): hormone activity
Source: RefSeq, a predicted model, not a curated record